AUGGUGCUACGAAUGGCGAGACUCACUGACUAUGCCGAAUACGAUGCCGGCGAAACGUCUGAGAAAGUACAACGUCCACGGUCCGACUUUGGAAAUGAUCAGGCAGACAAUGGACUCCAGACUAGAUUAAAAGAGGUAGAUAAUUGUGAACUGUUGCAGCUGUACUUUUGUGGUGGAAAGAAAAAUCAAGUGGCCUCUGUUUGA
Protopolystoma xenopodis is the source of this 204-nucleotide messenger RNA. The record is from the annotation of a GenBank genome assembly. Lineage: Eukaryota; Metazoa; Platyhelminthes; Monogenea; Polystomatidea; Polystomatidae.